AUGAACCAUUCUAAAUAUGUGGGGUCAAUUUACCCAAGUUCACAAGAAUUCAAAGUGGCUCAAACUACAAAUGAACAGAAACUAAACCAAGCGGAAGUGUACUACAAAGAUGAGAAAUUCCUUAUUGUCAGUAUUACAGAGAUUAGCCCAACUCAAUCAUUGAUCAACUUGUUGAAUCUAGAUGGAAGGUUGGAUAACGCAUUGAUCAAUUGGGAAUGGUUUGACUUGGAUGAGAUAAAAUUCCCAAUAUCCAGUGAUCUGGAACAAAGCUUACCUAAAGAGCUAGUUGAAAAAUUCAACACCAAGUUCAGAUACAUUAUUGACAAUGAAAAAGUCAGCUCUAUUUUCGCUCAUCCCAAUAAACAAGGCAAUCAAGGUCCGAUUGUUGAAGAACAACACACUGAUACUGAGAGUAACACAGCUAGGUCACCAACACCUGAAGUNACAAGGCAAUCAAGGUCACCAACACCUGAAGUUCCCUACCAUCCAACUAACCUGACUUUUACUGGUGGCAACCCAUCCGCUGGUGCUGGUGCUGGUGGUGCUGCCGGUGCUGGUGGUGCUGGUGCUGGUGGUGCUGGUGCUGGUGGUGCUGGUGCUGGUGGUGCUGGUGCUGGUGGUGCUGGUGCUGGUGGUGCUGUAUCAGCCAAUGCACCAUUUACUAAACGACCUGAUGACAUGCCUGAUUUUGAAGAUGAAUACCAAAUUAAAGAUCAGGGACCCCCAGUCAGAGAUAACUUGGGACAAUCAACCAAAUUCCCUCCCAUCGGCAGUGAGGAUUUGAAUCCACCGGGAAUUCCAUCAAAUCCUACAUUACAAGGAUACAUUGAUCCAUUACGAGCACCAGGCGGUGGAGGUAUGUAUCCAACACCAGACCAUCCAAUUUUUGGCCAGGGUGCAGGUGGUGCAGGUGGUGCAGGUGGUGCAGGUCACCAUCAAGGUGUUGGAGGCAGGAGGGGUGUUCCUCCCGGUGCCAGAUACGAUGAUCCAUACUCUGAGGAUAAUUUGGACAAUUUAGGUCAAGGAUUGCCUCUGAACUUGAGGGGCCCUGGAACCAGUGGUCGUGGAAAUUUCGGUGGUGGUAGCAGUGGCUCUCCCUUUGGCAAUUUUGGACCACCAGGAGGCGGUCCUAAUUUGUAA
Messenger RNA from Lodderomyces theae, 1140 nucleotides. RefSeq lists its product as uncharacterized. The transcript is spliced from 2 exons. NCBI's taxonomy places the organism in Eukaryota, Fungi, Ascomycota, Pichiomycetes, Serinales, Debaryomycetaceae. The coding region runs from base 1 to 1140 and encodes 379 amino acids. The record is from RefSeq and is a predicted model, not a curated record.